CGCCCCCGAUGCUCUCGCCCGCUGCAGACUUCGCUGAACCACGCCCCCCUCACCACACACAUCAGCAGUGGAAUACUCCAGAACCAGGAGAUGGAUGGGUUUGGAGUGCAGUAGGCCAAUGCAUAGUUGGACAGGUCCCACAUGGAAACGCAUACAGUUCUUUCACAUUUUUUUUCUGUUGCAUUGGAUCAUACCCUGGUACUGGAGCACUAGUGAACUAGUGCCGAUGGUAUUGGGAGGAUUGCUGGCCCUGGUAGUAUUCCAAACAUGACUGCAUACGAUUGGUGACACUGAUGGAGAGCUGGAUGAACUGUUUGAAGCCGAUGGAAUCAUUGAAGAUGCAGCCGCAACAUGGAUUUAAGUCCCUGCCAGUAGGCAGUGAGGAGCCAGUACGCAUACCAGCAGAUGGCAGCAGCAAGAGUUCUGAACUCAAUCAUUAAUAGACAUUUUUCCUUGGCAAAGAUGAUAUAAUUGAUCACCAACAGAAGUCUCCUAUGGGCUUGACAAAGACUUCAAGGAAGUGAUUGACAAAAUUAAUGUCAAUAAUAGUUAUUGAACCAGCCUGGGCACAGAUGGGCCUAACUGGUGAGUAUUCAGUUCAAAUAGGCUGAGUUGAGUGAAUAUGGCUCUAUAACAGAACUUUCCUUUUUGCAGGUGGAUGUAUAUAUUGGAUGCACACACCUCGUUCUUCCGUGGUGAGCUUGAAGGUAAUACUUUCCCAUAGGUUUGCAGACAGAAGGGAAGACACGCUGGAGAUAAUCGCUGGAAAACAGGUAAUUAAUCCACUUUGCACAAAUGAGACCGGACAACAUAUUAUUGUAAGUUGGGGACACUUAAUAUUCAACAUUAUUAUUGAUCUGACUGCACUGACAUUAUUGUAUGAGACCUGAACUGAGCUGGACGACGACAUCACCAUUUUCUCCAGAGCUGCUGUAUUGAUGAAAUUAACUAAAUUAAUAACCAAUGAUUUUUACAACUUAACUGAAUCAACUAAUUAAGAUGAACAAUGAUGUAUAAUUUUCCUGUUAUCAUUGUAAAGCUGCUUUGAAACAAUCUGUAUAGUAAAAAGCGCUACAUAAAUAAAGAUGACUUGACUUAAUAUGUACCUUUAAGGUAUUAAUAUGAACUCCUAACAUUUUAAUAAAAACAAAUACUUUUUUAAUCCGUUAAGAACAGUUAAAAUCUUAAGGGCUAGAUGAACUAUAACAUUAUAUCAUAUGCAAAUGCUAUGUGUAAACUAGGAGGGUCAAACUCUGUUGUGGGAGGAGUCACAGAACACUUCAACAGUUCUGCUGUUAGAUCAGAUGCUAAACUGCUGAAGAAAAUGUUUCACGUGUUUCUUAUGUUCUGUUUGUGCUGCUGGAGUCUCACUGGUGUGUUUGGUGAAUCAGUGUCAGUGAUGGAGGGAGAUUCUGUCACUUUAUACAUUGAUGAUACUGAAAUACAUGAAGACGACUACAUACUGUGUAAAUAUGGAGCUAAAAAAUCUCAAGUAGGUAAAUUUAAAAAAAAGAACCAAAUCUUCAUCACAUAUAACAGUACUGAUGAGAGAUUCAGAGACAGACUGAAGCUGGACAAUCAAACUAGAUCUCUGACCAUCACAAACAUCACAACUCAACACACUGGAGUUUAUGAACUAGAGAUAAGUGGAAGAAAUCACAGAAUAAAAACAUUCAGUGUUUCUGUCUAUGCUCGUCUGCCUGUUCCUGUCAUAAGCAAUAACUCUUUACAAUGUUCAUCAUCAUCAUCAAAUUGUUCAAUGGUGUGUUCAGUGGUGAAUGUGGGUCAUGUGACUCUCUCCUGGUACAAAGGAAACAGUUUAUUGUCCAGCAUCAGUGUGUCUGAUCUCAGCAUCAGUCUCUCUCUACCUCUGGAGGUGGAAUAUCAGGAUAACAACACCUACAGCUGUGUGCUCAACAAUCCCAUCAGCAACCAGACCACACAUCUGGACAUCAAUCUCUGUCAGACAUGUGCAGUUCCUCCAGUCUCUUUGAUAGUGCUGAUCUCUUCUGGAUCGCUGUUGAUUGUAGCAGUAGUCGUGAUCUUCUGCCUCUGCAGUAAACAUAGAAAAAUUGAUAAAGAAGCUGAGACUUGUGAAGUAGAGAUCACUUACGCUGAGACAACAUUCUACAGAAGAAACACACAUAAAUCGAAAGCUGAAGAGGAGAGUCAUGUGGAAUAUGCACCAAUCAAAAUCAGAAGAUGAUUAAACUUUGAUGCUGUUCUAAAUACAAGACACUUAUUGUUUGAUCAUUUUCAUUGGGAACCUCCUGCAACGCCUUCAGAC
Messenger RNA from Onychostoma macrolepis, 2287 nucleotides. Its product is annotated as SLAM family member 9-like. The record is from RefSeq and is a predicted model, not a curated record. The transcript has 6 exons. Lineage: Eukaryota; Metazoa; Chordata; Actinopteri; Cypriniformes; Cyprinidae. The coding region runs from base 1196 to 2206 and encodes 336 amino acids.